CAGAGGCGGUGUUGCAGCCGUCAGGCAGCUCUCCUGUCUGCAGGAAUGUGUUGAGGAGGCUGGCUUGUGUGUCUUAAUGCUGCAUCACCUUCCCUCACUACCCACAAUAUGAUGGUUAGGUGACUGGAGGAGAAGCAGCAGAUAGUCGUAGGUGUUGCUGCAUCACUAACUGUGCUAUCAGCCACUCCACUACAACCACAGUAAUUACCAUCACCACUACUACUUUCAUCACUACUCUCAUCAUCGCCAAGAACCUGUGAUCAACCUUCCCAGUAACCUUCUACGAUACUGUAAUAAAGUGAGCUGUAUCAUAACAUGUCAUCUAAAUUGUGCACAUUGACGCACUAGUGUUGAGGAUUACAUCGAAGUUUAGUAUUAAAGUUAUCAAAAUGUUUCCCAACGUUGGUUAUGUGACAGGCCGGUUAAGGGAAGCCAGGAAUGUAACAGGUCGGCUGCGUGAAGUUGGACGAAUUCACGUGAAGAGGGUGGAAGAAGUGUCGGAACCCCUGCGUGAGCCUGGCAUCAUCACUGGCUACAGACACGAGAACUGUUCUGUCAUCCAAGCAGUUGCUUCACUUUUUAAUGCCACCAAUGAGACUGUCAACUUCUGGACGCAUUUUGUUGCCAGUGUAUAUUUUGCCUGGCUCUUGGUCUCUCUGUCAACUAUUAUGCCGCUCUUUGAGGACCCUUAUCUCUUCCCUCUUACCUGCUACAUGAUAGCCGCCUGUUGCUAUCCUCUCAUGAGCUGCCUGGCACAUGCCUUUUCUUGCUUAUCUCUCACAGCUACGCACAUAUGUUUCUUCAUUGAUUACCUAGCUAUAGCCAUGUACAGUUGGGCUGUAGCAUAUCUUUACUAUAGUUACUGCUUUCCGCCAAACCUCAUGAACUCUUGGUUUUCACAGAUCUACCUUCCGGUUGCGGCAGUAAACGCCGUCUUGGCCACUCUAUGUGCAAGUCUAUCUCGUUUUAUUAUCCACCCGGGCUUUCAGAAAACGCUGCGUGUUGCAGCCUUUGUUGAGCCCUUUGUGUGGGACUCGUUUCCACUAGUGGUAUGGCUGUACACAUGUGACACUAGUACUGAGUCGUGUGGAGAGUCUCGCAUCUACCACCUCAAUCAGUUUUUCUGUGUAAUUACUGCAUCGUUUUUCUACGGUUCACAUAUUCCUGAGCGACUUGCACCUGGAUGUUUUGAUUAUGUGGGACACUCACAUAACAUAUUACAUAUUUUCAGUAUAAUGGGAACAAAUGAACAGAUGCGUGCUGUCCUCAUAGAUCUGAAAAAUAGAAGAGAAGGUUUAGAAAAAGAAAAUUGGUUACCCACACCCAUGUGGGCGUUGCAAGCAACACCUUCUCUCUUAAUGUGUAAUAUUUUCCUGGUAUUGCUUCUUACUUACUACCUCUCGAAACAUAUGCGGUCUGUCCAUCAGACUUGUCCCCAGAAUUCUUCCCGGCAGCCACUAGUUACUGCAACGAUAGUACCUAGCAGCCAUACCAAAGACCAGUGACCUUUGGAAACAAGAAAGCUUUCACUUUUGGGACCAUUUCCAUUCCUCUUCCUUCAGUACUGGUCCAGGUGGCCUCUCCAUGGCCCUGUGGUGUAGUUUGUUUCCUUCCACGUGUAGGCAGUACCAACAGUGUAGUUGCCAUCUGGGCUGACUGAAUGCUACAACGGACUUCCCGUGGAAUGUGUAUUUUGGUACAAGUUGAACUGCCUCAAAUAUGAUUAUUGUACUGUGCCUUAGAAUAUUUCAAGUGAAAGUUUUGAUAAAAUUAAAAGACAUUAGAUGAAAUUACAGAAUAUGAGCUGAACACUAGCCAAAUAGCUUAGUUUACCAUAUACAUUCCCGUUAAUUGCAGCCACACCAAACCAGGUGAUAUCAAACACGGGAUCCUUGUGAUUUAUGAAAGUCACAAAUUUUCAUUUUUCUUGUUUAAGGUUAUAUUUUGAUUAAUAUUCAUUAUGUAAUUAGCGUUUUUAUAUAUUCAAAAAUAUAUUACUAACCAGAGCUAUAUUAUAAAUAUUAAAGCUGUCCUCAAGUUGAACAUUAAGUAAGAAGAGAGGGAACGCGACCUAUAUUGUUACUUCUGGGUUAUCAUUCUAGUCGUCAACACAUCCACACUACGUUUCUGGUUGAUGGUUUCAACCUCAGUGAACCUCUUUCCUGAAGAAGUGACCUAGUGGCUAUAAGCUGCUUUUACCGAAUCGCAGGUUGUUCUGGUCACCUUUGUCCAGCGUACACCUGGCCAGCCAUCUAGCUAGCCACCACCAUCCCACCAGUCUGUCCAGCGUACACCUGGCCAGCCAUCUAGCUAGCCACCACCAUCCCACCAGUCUGUCCAGCGUACACCUGGCCAGCCAUCUAGCUAGCCACCACCAUCCCAGCAGUCUGUCCAGCGUACACCUGGCCAGCCAUCUAGCUAGCCACCACCAUCCCAGCAGUGUGUCCAGCGUACACCUGGCCAGCCAUCUAGCUAGCCACUACCAUCCCAGCAGUCUGUCCAGCGUACACCUGGCCAGCCAUCUAGCUAGCCACCACCAUCCCACCAGUCUGUCCAGCGUACACCUGGCCAGCCAUCUAGCUAGCCACCACCAUCCCAGCAGUCUGUCCAGCGUACACCUGGCCAGCCAUCUAGCUAGCCACCACCAUCCCACCAGUCUGUCCAGCGUAUACCUGGCCAGCCAUCUAGCUAGCCACCACCAGUCUAGCCUCGCCAUGUAAUUGAAUAAAUAUUUGAGACUGCUUAACAGAAUGUAUUACACAGAAGAAUCUAUUAAUAUUGAUGUAAAGACCAGUUGUCGUGCGGUGUCGGGUGAUACCUGACUCAGCAGGUGCAACCAGAAUCAGGAGCCACCUGGUCCACCUGCUGACCGUCACCGCCCACUGCCACCCACAGCCAUCAGCCGUCACCGCCCACUGCCACCCACAACCACCAGCCGUCACCGCCCACUGCCACCUACAACCACCAGCCGUCACCGCCCACUGCCACCCGCGACAGCCUGCCCUCACCGCCCACUGCCACCACCCACCACAACUCCCGUCCACAGCCUCUGCUAGGCCGCCAGGCACCUGUUGAAGGGAAGGACAGAGUUUAUUGGAAAAUUGGGCAGAAUUUGAUAAAGACUAGGGAAAAGCUGGGUGGAUAGGUGAGAGUUGGGGCUUGUAGGAUGAGUGUGAAGGAUGCGCAGGUGGAUGUUAAUCCACCUAGAGGCUUCGAGGAUGAGGUUAGACCACGAGCUGCUGAAUACAAUUCCUCCACUCCCCAGAGGAACUGGUCUACUAGCAGAGUCUGGUCCACCCACCACCACCCACCCAUGAAGGUGGAGGGUGGAGGUGGAGGUUGGAGGUGGAGGGUGGAGGUUGAGGGUGGAAGUUGAGGGUGGAGGUGGAGGUUGAGGGUGGAGGUUGGA
This is a messenger RNA of Cherax quadricarinatus, 3409 nucleotides long. Its product is annotated as membrane progestin receptor gamma. Gene Ontology annotation, molecular function: signaling receptor activity. Gene Ontology annotation, cellular component: membrane. Lineage: Eukaryota; Metazoa; Arthropoda; Malacostraca; Decapoda; Parastacidae. The record is from RefSeq and is a predicted model, not a curated record.